This is a messenger RNA of Penicillium verhagenii, 1104 nucleotides long. Its product is annotated as DSD1 family PLP-dependent enzyme. The record is from RefSeq and is a predicted model, not a curated record. The transcript has a single exon. Gene Ontology annotation, molecular function: D-serine ammonia-lyase activity. Gene Ontology annotation, biological process: D-serine catabolic process. Lineage: Eukaryota; Fungi; Ascomycota; Eurotiomycetes; Eurotiales; Aspergillaceae. The coding region runs from base 1 to 1104 and encodes 367 amino acids.
AUGUAUUCCCCCAAAGUCGGUGAUCAUAUUGACAGCCUUGAUACGCCUUCAAUGAUCGUUGACCUUGAUCUCUGUGAGGCAAACAUCAAGAAAUUGAUGGAUAAGCUUCUGCCCACAGGAUUGAACAUCCGCCCCCACCUCAAGACGACCAAGAGCGCCAUCCUGGCGAGCAAGUUAGCCAAGGCUGGAGCAACUGGAGGUUGCGUGGCUAAAGUAAGCGAGGCGGAGGUGAUAGCGGCUGCUGGGUUCGAUGAUCUCCUGAUUACAUGUGAAAUUAUUGGGCCUGCGAAGGUGAAGAGGCUCGUGGAGCUGUAUCGCUAUCACCGGAACAUUCGAAUCGUGGUGGAUAGUGAAGUUGGUGCAACCGCCAUAAAUGAGGCACUGGCAACAUCAGGCAUUCAGGAGCCAAUCGCCGUUCUGAUUGACCUUGACGUUGGCCUACACCGCACGGGUGCCAAGCCUGGGAAGCCAGCCAUGGCCCUCGCACAGCAUGUUGCUAGGCUGAAGCAUCUAAACUUGAUUGGCGUUCAAGGUUACGAGGGCCACCUACAGCAUUUGCACGACAGAGAGGAGCGUAAAAGUCAGUGCCUACAAUCAAUGAAAAUCCUUACCGACACGGCGAAUUCGUUCCGGGAGGCAGGCUUCAAAAUGGAUGUCGUCACAACCGGAGGGACCGGUACAGCGGAGUUUUGCGCAACAGUUCCAGGCGUUACGGAGCUUCAGCCUGGAUCGUUCAUCUUCAUGGAUACCGAUUACCGAAAUGCCGUGGGAACAUUCUAUUCCAACAGUCUCACACUCCUGUCAACUGUUUUGAGCAAGCAAGGCCCUCAGACUGUUACGAUUGAUACGGGACUGAAGUCCCUGACGACGGAUAGUGGCCUAGCUGAGUGCAAGGACUCAAGGUACGCUUAUGGUGUUCUGGGUGAUGAGCAAGGUUCGCUUAGCUGGGACGACAGUGCGCCGGCUCUGACCAUUGGUGACCGCGUGGAGAUGGUCCCUAGCCAUAUUGAUCCAACAGUCAACUUACAUGACUUUUAUUAUGCCCACCGAAGGGGCAUUAUUGAGGAAAUCUGGCCCGUGGACUCGAGAGGAAAGGUACAAUGA